UUGAAGAAUCCAUACUUUCUCUAGCGCCUUCAAGAAGAUUCUUAUCUUAAUUUGCAUGUAAAACUCUCUAUCUCUGUUCCAAAACCAUUAGCUGAGCCGCCAACACAACACAACCCUGCUCUCUAUAUAUUCAUAAGAAGGAUCACAACCUUUGAAGCAGCAAGUAAAUUGAGUUAGAGAGUAUAUCAUAAUGGCAAAGGCAUCAUCAAGAACCGUUGGAAUAGCAAUGGAUUUCUCUCCAACAAGCAAGUUAGCACUCAAAUGGGCUGUUCAUAAUCUCAUCAACAAAGAUGAUCGAAUCAUUUUGAUCAAUGUUCAGCCUCCACAAGCUGAUCACACCAGAAAGGAUCUCUUUCAGGACACUGGUUCGCCUUUGGUGCCUCUGGAAGAAUUCAGGGAGAUGAAUUUCACAAAGCAGUAUGGGAUUGCUAGGGAUCCUGAAGUCAUAGAUAUCCUUGACACACUCUCAAGGACCAAAGGGGCAAAGGCAAUGUUUAAGGUGUACUGGGGAGAUCCAAGGGAGAAAUUGUGCAAUGCUGUGGAAGAUCUUCAGCUCAAUUCUUUGGUUAUUGGAAGCAGGGGUUUAGGUCCCAUUAAGAGGGUGUUGAUGGGCAGUGUAAGCAAGUAUGUGGUGACAAAUGCUUCUUGCCCUGUCACGGUGGUUAAGGGCAACCAACCUUCAAAUUCUAGGCAUUAAUCAAACUGUGAUUAACAUAGUUUGCGUCUUUAUGAAGAAAAUCCACAAGUUUGAUUAAUAAAAGGUGCACGUGUACAGCCUCAUAAUUGAAUCAUAAUUAAGUGUGAUGCACCCUUUGAAUUGCUUUCACAUUAAUAAUAAUUGCUAUUUGGUUUUUUGUACUUAAAGUAGAAUUUUCUGUACUUCAGCUUUCAUUACUGUAUCUUUAUACGCCUCUCUUGUAAUUAUAAUUAAGUACGUAGUUAUCAGUUGUGUGUCAUUUUACAUUCAAA
Arachis stenosperma is the source of this 969-nucleotide messenger RNA. Its product is annotated as universal stress protein A-like protein. The transcript is spliced from 4 exons. Lineage: Eukaryota; Viridiplantae; Streptophyta; Magnoliopsida; Fabales; Fabaceae. The record is from RefSeq and is a predicted model, not a curated record. Bases 191 to 697 code for a protein of 168 amino acids.